Messenger RNA from Triplophysa dalaica, 6600 nucleotides. RefSeq names its product sterile alpha motif domain containing 4A (gene samd4a). The record is from RefSeq and is a predicted model, not a curated record. Bases 498 to 2537 code for a protein of 679 amino acids. Gene Ontology annotation, cellular component: P-body. Gene Ontology annotation, molecular function: mRNA binding; translation repressor activity; protein binding. Gene Ontology annotation, biological process: negative regulation of translation; nuclear-transcribed mRNA poly(A) tail shortening; regulation of mRNA stability. NCBI's taxonomy places the organism in Eukaryota, Metazoa, Chordata, Actinopteri, Cypriniformes, Nemacheilidae. The transcript is spliced from 13 exons.
GCUUAAACAAGAGCGACAGACUGCGGGGAGAAAAGCCUCGUCAAGAUGGCCAAACACACUGACCCAGAGUGAAGGGACACCCGCUCCCCGUCCCGUCCUGUCCCGCGAACGGCACCCAUGCAACUGCGCCUUUAGGUGGAUGAUGAAAGUGGUUUUCUGUUGAAAAUGCCACCAAGAACCAAGCUGGACGGACACUGUAUGCUGAAGGAAAGCUGAGGAACGGUUUCUAAGCCUGGAGGGUUGGAGAGCUCUUGCACCAUCUCAAAGCUUCAACAGGGAUUCCCUAACGCCCAGCGUCACACAAAACCUCUCAUUGGAUCCCAGUAGCAAAUAACACCUCCGAAGAGUGUUUGCCGUCAGCCAAAAAAGUAAACGCAGGUGUCAGUUUUGGAUACAUCACUAAGGUGAUCCAGCACAUUCGGAAUCCAAAGUGUCGCAGACGUUUCACUUCCUCUCGACAAACCCGAGUCUUGGUGCCCGUGCCUCCCCACUAGAUCAUGAUGUUUCGUGACCAAGUGGGAGUCCUCGCCGGCUGGUUUAAGGGAUGGAACGAAUGCGAGCAGACGGUGGCGUUAUUGUCGCUCCUCAAGCGCGUCAGUCGUACCCAAGCGCGCUUUCUGCAGCUCUGUCUGGAGCAUUCCUUGGCUGACUGCACCGAGCUGCAUGUCCUGGAAAGAGAAGCCAAUAACCCAGUUCUGAUCAGUCAGUGGCAGACCGAGCCUAAAGAGCGGGUUAUCUCUUUGGUUCUGACCCAUCUGCCUCUACUGAAACCGGGUAAUGCCGAGGCUAAAGUGGAAUACAUGAGUCUGCUACCCAAGAUCUUGGGGCACACUAUCGAACAUGGGCGCCACCUGGAAGAAAGCCGUCAGCUUCUGUCGUACGCUCUCAUCCACCCCGCGACCUCUCUCGAUGACCGGGCGAAUCUGGCCUCUUGGCUCAACCACCUGGAGGAACGGGCGGCCGCCCGAGGAAUUGGAGACUCCUUGGAGCGGGCGCCUUCAUCUCAUCACGGGCAGCCUCCGCAUCCUUACCCCCACCACCAGCGCUACAACUCAGAUGACCGUCUUAACGGCUGGCAGAGCUCGAGAGACUCUGGACUUGGAAGUUGGCAGCAACAGCCGCAGCAGGGUUGUGAAAACGGACACCUUUCGCUGUACCCAUCAUCCUCUGUUCCUUCCACUAUCAACGCUGUGGGUACAAGCAGUGGGACCAACACAAUGCUGACGGGCGGGCAGCACAGUCCUCUGAGGCGUUCGGUGUCUCUCACCCCUCCGAUGAGCGGCGGAUCUAACCAGCCUCUGGGGCACGGCUGGCUCUCCCAGGAGGACCUGCGUCCCCGCGGGCCGGCCCCCGACCACGCCCCUCUCUCGCCUCAGAGCAGCGUGGCGUCCUCGGGCAGCGGAGGUAGCGAGCAUCUGGACGAGCACGCUGCCGUCCGGAGUACAUUCCAUGAUGAGGGAAGCGGAAUGAGAGAUGUGCCGGGGUGGUUGAAAAGUUUACGUCUCCACAAGUACGCAGCACUGUUUUCCACCAUGACCUAUGAUGAGAUGAUGUACCUCACCGAGCAGCAGCUGGAAGCUCAGCACGUCACCAAAGGGGCACGACACAAGAUCAUCAUCAGUAUUCAGAAGCUGAAGGACAGACAGAACAUGCUGCGCUGCCUCGAGAAGGACAUAUUGGAGGGCGGUAAUCUACGUGCUCCUUUGCAGGAGCUCCAUCAGAUGAUCCAGACCCCCAUGAAGGCCAGCAGCACAGAAGAGACGUCACAGCGCCACCUGCUGAGCGCAGAGGGGAAGAGCACCAUCGCCAGUUCACAUCUGGGCGGAGGAGAGACGGAAGGCAGCUCUACCGUCAUAGCCGAGGGAAACAUACCCGCUCAGUUCACCCGUGUCAUGGGCAAAGUUUGCACACAGCUCCUCGUCUCUGGAUCAGAUGAGGAGAAUAUCAGUUCAUAUCUACAGCUUAUUGAUAAGUGCCUUAUCCAUGAGGCCUUCACGGAGACGCAGAAGAAAAGGUUGUUGUCAUGGAAACAGCAGGUGCAAGUGCAGUUCAGGUCAAUCUCACGGAAGACUCUGCUGGACCUGACAGGACCCAGGCGAAGCAGCCGUUACGGCCAGUCCAACUCCCUCCCGACCACGGGCUGCGUGGGCAGCGGAGUUCCCACCCGAAGGAACCUGCGGCAAUAUCAAAUGCGGAACUUGUCUGGUAUGAGAACCCUUCUGGGCACCACCGGGUUGUUCGGACCGACCCCCCGGAGCAGCAGUAGCACACCUACCGGCCUGAAACAAGGAAGACAGGGUUUGUGGUUUGCCAACCCGGGGGGGAGCAACAGCAUGCCCAGCCGCACCCACAGCUCCGUUCAAAGGACUCGUUCGCUCCCCGUCCACACCAACCCACACACCCUGGCCAUGUUCCAGCAGGCAGAUUUGCAGGUGCCGGUGACUGAGCCCGACAUCAAUAACCGGUUGGAGUCUUUAUGUCUCAGUAUGACAGAACAUGCUCUCGGAGAUGGUGUCGAUCGAACUUCUACGAUCUGAAAAGAGGACGGAGAAGGACGACGGCAUGCCUGGCAGCAGGGGAAAAGGUCAUCGCGAGGUCACGAGCCCCUCUGUCUACAAACCCCCCUCCCCCUUCACCUGCCAAUCUACCGCCACAGCCAAUGGUAGAGGUGGCAUUCGGUCUGGGGCGUGGUCUACACAGUGCCAAUCACAUUUUUCGAAAGGCUUCACACAAGCAAGCUCAGUCACAAUGACUACUGUGUUUACAUUCGAUUUUGGGAGAAUUUUGAACGCGACGUCUCAAAAGCAGGAAAACCACAGAGGGUCUUUGUGUCGGCACGGCGGCCCUCCCUGAGACCGCUCGCAACGUUCAGGUCGCUGUCAGGGAAGAGAUCCAAACCAGCUCGCUGACAAGUUUUGUGUUAAGCGCCCAGAUGUUUAUACAAUGAAGUCACAAAUAUUACGUCAUUAUAUGUUGUUUACACAUAAUGUUGUCGAGGAUAUCAGGACAGUCAUUUUUAUUUUUGUUCAGGUGCGAGUGCUAAACGUAAAAGCUUUAGUUUACAAUAGUGUUGUUGUUGUUUUAUUACAUUUUGUUUGUAGUUUUUCUUUUGCGCCAGCAGGAAAGCUGUUUUAGAGCUCUAUCAAGACAGAGACGGGUGUGGGUACUCCAAAAAAAGGCAAAAGGGAAUGUGAGAGGUCGAGAGAGAUGGAGAAGAGGGUUCAGGCGAGUGGAUACGGGAAACAGGAAGUGGCGUAAGCGAAGGGGUCUGGAGAUGUGAAGGGAGCGAGGAACGUCGCAGAUGGGCUCUGACGUAAAGAGCAGAGGUGGAGGGGAAAUCAGGAGGUUGUCUCUGAAGUCAACAGAUAUGAGCAGAGAGGUCUGGUUACGUAUUUGGGAGAAAUGCCAGCAAAUGCAAGUAGAUGGAAAAGUUGAGGGCAGGUCAGAGAUGUGAGCAGACAUUAUUUUCUGCACUUAUUUUGAGGUCGAUUGGGUAAAUGGAGAUGAUAGUACGGUCUUAUUCAAGGCUUAAAGAGUUUCAGAUAAAAUUGUUAAUUCACAGCAGGAUAGAAAUGUUGAUGUUGAGUGAUGUAUAAAAGUUUCUACGUAGCACAGGAUUUAUAUUGGGAAAUCUCGGCAUGUGGUACACUGUCUUUGUUGGACACUACAGAGACAUCAAUGUUGGUCUUUAUCAACAGAGAAAAGUUACUGUAACAGAUUUGCAACACUAAUCCAGCAGCUAUUGGUCUGGAGCUCCGCCUGGUGGUGAGACUAAUGCAUGGCACCUCUUCUGAAACGGUUUUCUUCAGUAUUGUCUUAAAAUCAGCCAUUAGUUAAAUAUGCCAGGUAUGAAAUGUAGUUUGUUUACACUAAGAAAGGAGCUCCUAGGACAGCUUUCGACUCUAUACACGUAAAGAUCUGAUUUUCGGCAUGGAAACACUUCUGGGACAUUAACGUCCCUUUAUGAGGGUGAUUGUCGACGUUUCUUAUUAAAUUUUUACCUACAAUAACUUUUGCUUUUCUCGCCCUUGGUGCUGUAAAUCUAUGCUGAAGUCAUCAUAAGUGAAUUUGCAAUGUGCAAUAGACUUUCAUCAGCAGCGCGGUGUGAUGCAUGAUGGGAGCGUGGUUUCAGAAACAUGAAAUAACCCCGCCCCCAAUUAUUCCUUUCAAACGCUACAUCGCCAAACCGGAGGACUUUAUCGCUCAGCUCUUUUGGAGGGAUACGCUGGCGACAUGAUGCACCUGCCCACACCUGAAGAUAUUGUUUUUUCUGCGCAUCCAAAGAAACCAGUAUUUUGACUGACAGAAUAUUGGUGCUCGAGCACAGGGUUCCAGGCACUUUCACACACACACACAGACUUUAUCUAAAGAUAAAAAGCAGGUGUCAAGGCACGUGUGCUGUACACGCAUGGUAAAUGUGGCCUGACAGAAUGUCUCAUGUAUGCCACUCAAAGACUCUGUUUUAACCGAUACGUUGACUGCAGCGUGUCGACCAAUCGGCUUUGUGAGUUAUGAUUGGUUUGUCCAAUCAAGUGCUUUCAAAGUGCAUGAAAUGCCUUAAAUGGAUCGGUAGCCAAUGUUGCAUUAUAAAGCAUGUUAAAGGAUUGACGUAUAGCGUUAGAAACCGUCGUGUGGCAUGUUGUGUAUUUGUACACUUGCGUCUUGUUUUGGGAGAUGCAUUCGUUCGUGUAUGAAAAGCCACUCAUCACUGCCAUUUGAAUGAAAACAUUUAGCCGAUUCAAAUGAUUAUUUAUUCAUUUUUUCUAUUAUUGAUGCAGAGGUUGUUGUAUUCUUUAGAUGUAUUAUUUAAGAAACCUUGUAUUAACUUUGCUAUGGCUGGUAACCAUAAGUACAUCUCAGAUAACCUAGUUAUUUUUUGACUUUUGUUUUUUCGACUUUGUCUCAAAUUCGUAUCUGAUAGUCAAAAGAAACUUGAGUUUCUUGGUAAUGUUUGGUUUUUUUUUGCGAUGGCAUAUAAGUGCUUAUAUUUUCCUAACCCUCUCCCGGAUGGUGUACUUGUGUACUUUACAGAAAGUGUUUUUUUUACUUCGUAAACAAAGAGCCAGUUUUGGGGGGAUUUUUCUUUUUUUCUCAUAUUUUUUGUGAUGUUGCUGUUAUUUUGUUGCUGUUUUGAAAAAGGUCUCUUGAUGUCUGACCACCUCAGCUGUUACAUUUAUAUUAAAUGCCAAAAUGCAUCCAGUCCCAGAUUUUUAAAAGAAUGCUGCUCUUAUAUGGCUGUUCAAGUGUGAUGCUUAUUCAGCUCCAAAACUGACAGCCAGACGUCCCCAAAUGUAAUCACAUCUAGAUCCGCGAAUCAUAUACUUCUCGUGUGAAUGAGCUUCUGUGCUAUUCGGUCCGAUGGCAUUGGACCGCAACCAUGCAGCAAAAAUAAAAGAUGCUGUAACAGUGUUAACAUAUACAUGCUACCUUGAUAUUCCAAAAAAAAUGAAAAUAGAUGUUUGCGAUGAUGAAGCCUUUAUCGUUAGAUUCCUUUGUAAGAGGCUCUGCUCAUUAGCAUAUUGGAGCAUGUCCGAUGCUGAUCAAAUUUAUUUUUUUAUUUCGUUUUUUGUUUGUUUCGUAUACAUGCAUCUAUACUGUAACAAGGGUCUUUUUUGCUUUACUUUUUGUUUUCAUUUUGUUACUUUCGAGAGCCGAUGUCCUGUAUUGACUGCAGGCUGACGUACAUAUACAUAUAUAAAAUAUAUAUAUUUUAAAACAAUCUUAUGAAAAAAAAAGAGUGAAAAUAGCAAAAAAAGUGAAAAUGGAAAAAAGAACAAAAAAUGUUUAAUUUAUAUUUUAGAGAUGCAUGCAAGAGGCUGGGAAGUCGUAUCUAAAAUAUCUAGAAUAACUGGCAGUGCCUUUUUUUGUAUUCUGACAUUACCCCAAAUGUAAAUAGUUUUAUAUGGCUCUAAAAUAUAAAGAGAAGCAAGACGCAUUGAUGGUCGAAACAUCAGAACAUACAAAGUCCAUACGAGCUGAUUUUGAAGUGCCUGCUCCCGUCCGUCUAGAUAAAAAGUUGGAGGGAGCGUACUGACGGUUCAUGGGAAUCUGUAUGCUUUAGGUACUCUCAGUGCUGAUAUGAAGUUAUGAAUUUACUUGUCUGUACAACACACAGAUGUACAUAUGGUUUUGUUUUCUAUGUGUGUGAAUGUGACACUGUGUAUCCAGGUGAGGAAGACACCAGAUUUUUCUAAUUUUGUAGAUGUCCUUGUAGAAAACGGUGCAACAUGGCAUGAUUUAUUUUAUAAACGGCUGUUUUAUUACUUCCUGUUGUAUGACACCCAAGGGAAGAAGUCACAGCUCAUGUUACAGCUUUCUGCUCAUUUAAGCACAGGUUUAUUACAGAUCUGGUUCAAUUUACAAAUGCUUUCACUCCAAAAGGUUCACUUCAGUCAAAAAGAAAGGAUCUCUGUUAUAUCCUUUAAUCUUUGACUGGUCAGUGACCAGCCGUGUGUUUAUGUGUGAGUGAGGAAAACAUGGGAGAUUGUACUGUUUGUGUGUGUCCAUUGAAUGUGUUUUCUGUUUCAUUGGGUCUGUGUCAAAUGCUUGACAUCUUUGUAAUAACCACAGACAAAAAGUAUUAAAGUAUUAAAGACUGUU